AUGGGGCUGUUGUCAAUUUAUUUCAAACCCAAUUUUUUGGGUUUGUUAAAAUGUUUAAACAAAUUAAAUUGGUUCAUUGUGUUCUUUAGUUUAAUUAAUUUGUCGGUAUGCAUUUACGAAGACCAGAUCGGAAAAUUCGACUGGCGUCAAACAUACGUGGGAAGGAUCAAAUUUUCCCAAUUUGAUACAGUAUCCACGGCUAAGAAGAUAAUAGUCGCUACCGAGGAAAAUGUUUUGGCAGCACUGAAUUUAAAAACUGGACAAGUGGUAUGGCGUCAUGUGUUCGAGAGUGCCUCUACAGGCAACAUCCAGCUCCUGCAGAUUACAGAGAAGGUGGUCACAGUCUCCGGAUCCAACCCUUACUUGGUACGAGGAUGGAACUCUGCUACAGGCGUCCUCCAAUUUGAAUGGUCUUUAACUCUUCAAAAUGAUGAGCAAGCGGACUUCUCAGAGUGGUGGGUGCAGAAUGACAUGUUGGUUCAUAUGCUGCCAGUGUUUGGAUCACAUAUUGAAGUCACCAUGUAUAACCUAGCCACUGGACAAAACAGGGGAUCUACCACCAAGUUACCUGCUGUAUGGGCUAAUGAUGGAUGCAUAGUAACAGCGCCAUACUACACAUGUAUACACGGCCCAAUGGGUAAUCAGCAGCUGUUCUCUUUGGACGUCACUUCAAACACAAUGCAUCUUAUAAGCCAGCCACUGUCGGAAUACGUUACUUUGUCCUCUUACGAUGGUAACCUGCGACCCCUUGAUGGCAACGGUAUAAUACCAGCGUUCACAGUAGAUGAUAGGAAGAUUAUUGUAAUAAAGAACAGUCGGUUUGAGUUGUUGAAGACUGAUGUGGUGGAUCCGUCGGCUAGCGUGGCGAUUGUAGACAUCGCGAAUGGUCCCGUUGUUCUACAGACUUGGAUUGAUGAUACACAGGGCUUCUCAAUGCGAGCUAACAGCGUGUCAACGGGCGCUGAAGUGGCCGAGCUGCGCACGUCGGACCGCGAGCUGAGGCUGCCCGAGCCUGAGGUGUCGUCCGCCGUCUGCACCAAGUCUGCGCGGGAACAACUCGUCUGCAGGAUACUACUCACUGGAGGAGACGACUCCGUACAUCUAAUGCAACAAGGAGGUCGCAUACUGUGGUCUCGGGAGGAAGCUUUAGCGAACGUGGUGGCUGCCGAGUUCGUGGAGUUACCAGUAUCAGACUUAGAUGCUGCUAUUGAGUCGGAAUUCGAUCAGAAAGAAGCUGCCAAGAUGUAUAGUUCGAUAUGGGCGGCGUUCUCCCGUCGCCUUCAGACGCAGUUCCAACAACUACAGACACUGGUACACAGCAUACAGAGCGGCGAGGUACUGGAGGACGACCCUCCCUCCGCGCUAGUGAGGGACUACUUCGGUCUACACAAGAUUAUUGUACUCGUCACUGAAGUUGGCAAGAUCUUCGGCAUGGACAACCUGUCGGGCUCGAUCCUGUGGCAGCACUACGAGGCCCAGCUGGACACGGAGCACGUCCUGCUGUACACGCGCCGCGCCGCGCGACACCCGCCGCACGACGCGUACCUCACGGUCGUCGGGAAACACCAGGAGACAGGCAACGGCCUAAUCAUCAGCCUGAACCCUAUCACCGGGUCCCUCAUAGGGGAGCGAGUUCUGCAACUAGACGUCCAACUCCUACAGGUCGCUAUACUACACCGAGCUGAUAAUGAGAAGCUGCACGCUCUCAUACUGCUUGAUAAGGAUGAAAAUGUUCAGAUUCUACCUCAGUCGGCGGCGCCGUUGGUGGAGAACAUGUUCAUGUACGUGGCGGAGAGGAACACCGCGCGAGUGCAGGGAUACGCACUCAUAUACAAUGGACAGACCGUAGAAGCACUCCGUACGUGGUUAGUACAACUGGGCGGGUCAGCGGACGCGGGGCACCGCAUAGUGGCGGUGGCGGGCAAGGCGGCCGGGGAGCGGGUUCACUCCCCGGGCCGGGUACUGGCCGACCGCUCCGUACUCUACAAGUACGUUAACCCCAACCUCGUGCUCUUCCUCACCGAGGGACCAGACCCACUGCACAAAGAUGUAGUAGUAGCGACGUGCGUGGACGCGGCGUCCGGCGCCAUCGUGGCCGCGCAGGCACACCGCCGCGCGCGCGCCCUGCCAUACGUACUGCAUACUGAGCACUACCUCGCGUACCUCUACUACAACGACAAACAGCGGAGGAAUGAGAUCGCGACCCUGGAGCUGUACGAGGGCAAGCAGCGCUGGUCGGGCGCGGGCGCGGCCUUCACGUCGCUGUGGGCGGAGCGCGCGCCCGGCGUCGAGCGCCUCGCGUACAUCCUGCCCGCCGCGCCCGCCGCCGCCGCCACCACCGCCACCGAGCGCUCGCUCACUGACAAACACGUGCUGCUGGCGUUAACCUCAGGCGCAAUAAUCGAAGUACCGUGGGCGUACUUAGAGGGAAGACGCGGAGGCGGCGAAGAGGGCGCCAUGUUACCGGCGCCGGCGCCCGAGAUCAUGUUGGCGCCCGAAGCUCGACUCAACUACAACCGCACGUUGGCGCGGCCGAGACAACUCUACACUGCGCCCGCCGGACUUGAAUCUACUAGUCUUGUGCUGGCCACUGGACUCGAUCUAUUCUACACGCGAGUAGCACCAUCAAAGACGUUCGAUCUCCUGAAGGAUGACUUCGACUACUACCUGAUCACCAUAGUCCUGGCGGCGCUCAUUGUCGCCACAUACAGCACCAAAUACUUCGCCUCGCGGAAAAUGCUCAAGCUAGCGUGGAAGUGA
Spodoptera littoralis (African cotton leafworm) is the source of this 2760-nucleotide messenger RNA. The record is from the annotation of a GenBank genome assembly. NCBI's taxonomy places the organism in Eukaryota, Metazoa, Arthropoda, Insecta, Lepidoptera, Noctuidae.